AUGACUGCAGCCGCUACAGCACACUGCAACUGCACCAGCGCCAUCAAUAUCGCCAUCGACAUGGCAUCGACAACGGCAGCAAGCUACGGCAGGUGGGUGCAUCGGGCGGGGAGCCAGGUGUGGAGGUCAUGGUCAUGUCUCUUCACGGAUUUGGCGACGGCACAUCCAAUGUACCUCGACGCCGUGAGCACGAUCCUCUGUCACCGCAUUCGCACCCAGUCCGCCAAUCUGGCCAGUCAACCAGGCUCGCACUACCAAGCACGCUACGUCCAGUGGCCCCCGUACGUGCCCCAGUACACACAGUACGCACCUGCCGGCAGGUCCUCUGUUCCCUCAGCCGCCGAGUCCACAAUCCUCGCGCCGAUGAUCACACUACGCAGUAAUUUCUGCGGGAUCGCGAAAGUCUAUGAGAAACAAUUCGCGCCUGCCCCUAAAUGA
Messenger RNA from Diaporthe citri, 438 nucleotides. RefSeq lists its product as uncharacterized. The record is from RefSeq and is a predicted model, not a curated record. Lineage: Eukaryota; Fungi; Ascomycota; Sordariomycetes; Diaporthales; Diaporthaceae. Bases 1 to 438 code for a protein of 145 amino acids. The transcript is spliced from 2 exons.